UGUUCGGUCGUCAGUUGCUUUAAGAGCGUUGCGGAAAGCGGUCGCAAAACGGUCGCAAAACUUCGCAAACUUGUCCAACGGUCGCUGUCGUCAUCAUCUCUAAGAUAUGCUGGCCAUAACAACAAUAAUCCGUAAUAAUAAGUAGUAGCAACAAAUCAAAACAGCUGUGAAUACUAACACAAAUGUUAACACAAAAAUACGUGAAAUAGUCGUUUAACAAAAACAACAAAAAGUGAGCAAUUUCUAAAGUGAAGCGAAGCGUUCUUGUUGUUUCGUUACUGAAGAGGCUCUUGGCCAGCGAUAAUCGAUAAGGAAAUCAAUAGUAAGCGGCCCUGAGCACGACAACAGUUGAUGCACAGCGUGGCAAGGCGCGUUGCUGAUAACUCACAAAUAUACGAGGUUUCCACCCACACACGCCCACAACAGACACGCCAAAGGAGUUUCAGCUACGGUGUUUGUUUUCGCUUUGUUUUUGUUUUUUUUUUUUUACAAUUGCUGACGUCGCGACGUCGUCAUAACGAAUGAAAGAAACUUAUGAAAUCGAUACUACUACUGGGACAUGAUUAAAAUGUGCGGAAGUUUCCACUUGUCGUUUCAAUUAGACAAGUGUAUGGCUCGCUAAUAACAGCACCAGCACCAGCAGCAGCAGCAGCAGCAGCAGAGAACAACAACAACAACAUAUACUCAUACAAUAAGCAGCAGCAACUUUUAGCUCGAAACGAAGACAGCAGUAUUAUUAAUUGAUUACGAACGCCCGCGCAGUGAGCAACAUGAAGGACGAGGACGCAUCACAGCUAGUGCCACAGUAUAAUGUUGCCAUAGUGUGCAAGGACAUGGACAAGGACAAGGACAUGCCAUUACAUAAUUACAAUAAUAACAUCAACAGCACCACCAACACCAACACCAACACCAACAGCAACAGCACCACAAAAUGUGACAAAACGGAUGAGGUUACUGUGGUACGCCCUCCGAAGCCACUGGGCGAGCGGAGCAAGGCCGUCUGGCGACAACAGCUAAUGGUCUUUCUGGGUAAUAGUGGCGUUAUCGGCUCUGGCAUGAUCAUCGCCAUGCCAGCCGUCACUUUAGCACAGUUAACAAAUCCAGAACUGGACUUUACACUUAAUAGCAACGAGGCCAGUUGGUUCGCUUCCAUCAACAACAUGGCAUGUCCUAUUGGCGGCCUGCUCGUCAGCUACUUCCUCGAUCGCAUUGGAAGGAAGAACACAAUUCUGCUGACGAAUUUAAUUGGAUUUCUCAGCUGGUUAUUGUUGAUUACAUGCUUUCAACAUACUGAACGCGACUGGAUCUACGCCCAGCUGUUGAUAGCUCGUGCCCUGGGUGGUGUUAUGAUUGGCAUGUUCCUGUCUCCUGUGGGUGUGUACUCAGCUGAGAUUAGUUUGCCACGCAUCCGGGGGCGUCUCAUUCUGGGCACCUCGAUAGCACUGGCCUGUGGCAUAUUGAUAAUGUAUGUGCUGGGCUACUUCAUACGCAGCAACAUCGUGCUCAUCUCUACAAUCUGUGGUUGCUAUCAGUUUGUGUCCACACUUAUGGUAUUCCCGAUGCCGGAGUCGCCGAGUUGGUUGUUGCAGAAAGGACGAACGGAGAAUGCACGCCGUUCUCUCAAAUAUUUUCGGGGACUGAAACGCAAGAGUGACGAUUGCGUGCAAGAAUUUGAAACGGAGCUGGCGGAAAUGAAAGUGAAUGCGGACAACAGUCGGAAUACAGCGGCCAGCGAGUCCUUGCUACAGGCUAUACGUAGACCCGAGGUAUACAAGCCAGUGUUUCUGAUUAUUGGCUUCUUUGGUUUCCAACAAGCCUGCGGAGUGGUGGUCAUCAUCGUCUAUGCUGUUCAAAUCGCACAGCGAGCCGGCGUAACCAUAGAUCCUGUGCUCGUGGCCGUUAUGCUGGGCGUGGCACGCAUCAUAAUGACCUUCUUCAUGAGCACGAUCUUCGAGAGAUGGGGUCGCAAGCCGUCGGGCAUGUUCUCGGCUUUCGGCAUGGGUCUCUGCAUGUUGCUGCUUGCUGCCGGCGGCUGGUGGCCAAAAACUGUGGGAACCUGGUCGUGGCUACCUGUCGUGUGCAUUGUGGCCCACAUCGUCUUCUCCACCAUGGGCAUGUUGACGCUGCCGUUCCUCAUGAUCUCUGAGGUGUUCCCACAGCGAGCACGAGGCAGUGCCUCUGGCAUCUCGGUGUUCUUUGGCAUGAUCCUGGCCUUCAUAAUGCUCAAGAUCUAUCCGAAUAUGGAGGAGGCCUUUGGCACCGCAAAUCUGUUCGGCUUCUAUGCUGGAGUUUCAUUUCUCGCUGUGGCAUUCAUUUGGUGUUUUGUGCCAGAGACGCGGGGAAGGACAUUGCUUGAGAUUGAGGAGUAUUGGCGCACGGGAAAGGGUGAACGUGCGAAUAACCUCAAGGAUGUGGAGCUGACGGAGGUCUUCCUAAAGAAAUAAGCGGAAAAUUUAGUGUUAGCUAUCGACUGUGAUGUGUUUUAAAGUACUUAGCCUGAGUAGUACUUAGUACUUAGUAGAAUUCGUCAGCAAAUAAACAAUGGACUAAUUCAA
Messenger RNA from Scaptodrosophila lebanonensis, 2555 nucleotides. Its product is annotated as facilitated trehalose transporter Tret1. Lineage: Eukaryota; Metazoa; Arthropoda; Insecta; Diptera; Drosophilidae. The record is from RefSeq and is a predicted model, not a curated record. Gene Ontology annotation, cellular component: membrane. Bases 771 to 2444 code for a protein of 557 amino acids. The transcript has 3 exons. Gene Ontology annotation, biological process: transmembrane transport; carbohydrate transport. Gene Ontology annotation, molecular function: sugar transmembrane transporter activity.